Molecule: messenger RNA, 5741 nt
Organism: Peromyscus californicus insignis
Lineage: Eukaryota; Metazoa; Chordata; Mammalia; Rodentia; Cricetidae
Gene: Arsh
Product: arylsulfatase family member H
Exons: 10
Coding region: 2419-4170 (583 amino acids)
Molecular function (GO): arylsulfatase activity
Source: RefSeq, a predicted model, not a curated record
AGUUUAUUAUCACAAUACGGGGGGGGGGGGUCGAUUGCUCUCUGUGACCCUUGACCUUGGCAGGGGGGAACCCCAGGGUUGGUGGGAGCACGUGACAGGUGUUGAGGGAGUUUCUGGAGUGUUGUCUGCUUGGGGACAGGAACUGUCUGUCUCUCCAUUUGUCUGUCGUGAUGAGAAAUGGCAUGUGUUUGAUUGACAGCUAAGACUGGGGUCCGGGUCAUGAUGGGAAAUGAUCUGUGUUUGAUUGACAGCUGUGACUGGGUCUGGGUCAUGGUGGGAAAUGGUAUGUGUUUGAUUGACAGAGGUGACUGGAGUCCAGGUCAUGAUGGGAAAUGAUAUGUGUUAGAUAGCUGUGAUCGGGUUACUGAUCAUGAUAGGAAAUGAUGUGUGUUUGUUGGGGUCAGGGUCAUGGUGGGAAAUGAGCAUUUGAUUGACAGGAGUGACAGGAGUCUGGGUCAUGAUGGGAAAUGAUCUAUGUUUGAUGGUCAGGGGUGACUGGGGUCCGGGUCAUGAUGGGUAAUGGCGUGCGUUUGAUUGACAGGAGUACGUAAAUUUCUGUGUGUUUGUACAUUAUCCCACGAUGACUUGGGGGAAAUCACAGAAGGUCACGUGGUUCUCAUGUGAUGUCAGGCCGUCCCAGCACGCACCCUGUUUUCUGCGAUACCCUGUCUGACCCUGCCUGUCUGGCUAAGUAAUUAAGGGUGCAGGGAGUGAUGGGAAAAUUUAACAACUGCCCAAGUCCCCUUUGAACUUCACCCUUGACCCUGAGCGACUCCAGGUUCCCGCCCACAUCACAAUUAGGACAUCAUAGCUGCUUCUAGGCGAUUGGGGUCACCCCGGGGUGACCCCGUGACAUCAAAGACCCCGGAAGUAUAAUUACUGUUCAUGACUCUGCCUCUCCCAGCCCUGGAAGUGUUUGUAAUGAAGCCACAGGGACUCUCCAUCAGAGCUGCAGGGAUUGAUGGGAAGGUUCUUGCACUCACCUGGGCCUCUGGGUGCAUGGCAUUCUGGGAGUUAAUAAGGAAUCAGUGGUUAUAAUGGUUUUAGCCCAGGAUAUCCCACAUCCUUUGCCAUGUGUGCACAGGGACUUCUUCCCAUGUCCCCACGGGCUCAUGCUUUAGUGAGGGUCUGUGACCUGGGGUCAGGGCUGCUGCAUGGGAGUCUGGGGGAGGGGUCAGAGUGGAUGACAUCAGGGAUGUGUGCACCUUUUUUCUCCACCAUAUAAUUCCCUGCCACCCCAGCAUGCCUUGCAACUUACUAUCCGCUUAUAUUUUUUGUGUAAGUGUGAGCAAUUUCUUUCUAGACGUCCCAUGAUGCUUAGUGAAAGGAGGGAGGAAUAAGUUGAGCUGGUAACCCAGAGCAUCUUGGGAGGCUGUGAGACAGCAGGGCAUCAUGGGAACAUGAGGUGGAGCAGAGCAUCAUGGGAACAUGGGGUGGAGCAGAGCAUCAUGGGAGCAGAGGGUGGAGCAGAACAUCAUGGGAACAUGGGGUGGAGCAGAGCAUCAUGGGAGCAUGGGGUGGAGCAGGGCAUCAUGGGAGCAGAGGGUGGAGCAGGGCAUCAUGGGAGCAGAGGGUGGAGCAGGGCAUCAUGGGAGCAGAGGGUGGAACAGGGCAUCAUGGGAGCAUGGGGUGGAGCAGGGCAUCAUGGGAGCAUGGGGUGGAGCAGGGCAUCAUGGGAGCAUGGGGUGGAGCAGGGCAUCAUGGGAGCAGAGGGUGGAGCAGGGCAUCAUGGGAGCAGAGGGUGGAGCAGGGCACCAUGGGAGCAGAGGGUGGAGCAGGGCAUCAUGGGAGCAUGGGGUGGAGCAGGGCAUCAUGGGAGCAGAGGGUGGAGUAGGGCAUCAUGGGAACAUGGGGUGGAGCAGGGCAUCAUGGGAGCAGAGGGUGGAGCAGAGCAUCAUGGGAGCAGAGGGUGGAGCAGGGCAGGGCAUCAUGGGAGCAGAGGGUGGAGCAGGGCAGGGCAUCAUGGGAGCAGAGGGUGGAGCAGGGCAUCAUGGGAGCAGAGGGUGGAGCAGGGCAUCAUGGGAGCACAUGCUGACACCCAGCUGCUGAUAUCACAGUGAACCAGAAGUAAGAUGGCUUCCUGUGUCCCUUUGAAGGAAAGGCCGGCAGUUAUAUAACUCUCUCCCUCUAGGCUCUGCCCCUUACAGGUGACCCCACCCCCGGCUAGUGUCACUUGCCGGGAAACAGGUCACUCAACGAUCUCAAUGGAAAGCCAUGUCAUUUCCUGUAAACCUGAGAAAUAUUUUCCACCUGGUGUUCAAAUAAACCGCCGGGCAGCCAUGUUGUCCCAGUUGAUCUAAUAGUCUAUCAGAAUGACAUCAGCGUGAUGACAUGGCCAGGUCACAUGCAGGUGGCACGUGAUCAAAAUUACAUUUUUUUAAAUUUAUUUUUGUGCUUUGCUUCCCAAAACAGAAGAAGAUGCCACUGCAAGAUGCAUGGACCCUCCAUCUGUGGCUGUCCGUCUGCUUCACCUUCGUGGACACGGGUGGCGAGUUUGUGACCCGGAACUCCCGCCCCAACAUCGUGCUGCUUAUGGCGGACGACCUCGGUGUGGGGGACCUAGGCUGCUAUGGAAACACUUCUGUCAGCACCCCAAACAUCGACCGUCUGGCAAGCGAGGGCGUGAUGCUCACGCAGCACCUGGCGGCUGCGUCCAUGUGCACACCAAGUCGCGCAGCCUUCCUCACGGGGCGCUACCCCGUGCGCUCAGGCAUGGCAUCACCCAACAACAUGUACCGUGAUGUCAUGUGGCUGGGCGGGUCAGGCGGACUCCCGAGCAACGAGACAACGUUCGCCAAGAUGCUGCAGCACCGCGGAUACCGCACGGGGAUCAUAGGGAAGUGGCACCUGGGCAUGAGCUGUGCAUCCCGUGGCGACCACUGUGCGCACCCGCUCAACCAUGGCUUCAACUUUUUCUAUGGGAUGCCGCUGGGGCUGCUGGGGGACUGCGGUGCCAGCUCCUGGCCGGAAGUGCACCGUAGGCUGCGCAUCCAACUGUGGGUGACAUCAGCAGCGCUGGCCACCCUCCCCUUCCUGCUGCUGGUGCCCCGCCUGGCACGCUGGUUUUCUGUCCCCUGGACACUUGUGGCCACUUCUGGCUUCCUGGCCGCGCUCUUCUUCCUGUCCUGGUUCAGCAGCUAUGGCUUCGUGCGCAGGUGGAACUGCAUCAUCAUGCGUGACCAUGACAUUGUCCAGCAGCCAGCCGAGGAGGCCCGGGCGUCUGGGCUGAUGCUAAGGGAGGCACUGGCCUUCAUUGACAGGCAUAAGAGAGGCCCAUUCCUGCUGUUCCUGUCCUUUCUGCAUGUGCACACGCCCCUGCCUACACGCGGGAAUUUCGUGGGUCGCAGCAAGUUUGGGGCAUACGGGGACAAUGUGGAGGAGCUGGACUGGAUGGUGGGGAAGGUCCUCGCUGCCCUGGACCGGGAGCGCCUGACCAAUCAGACCCUGGUUUACUUCACGUCGGACAAUGGUGGCCGCCUGGAGGCCAAAGAGGGCAGUGCUCACGCGGGAGGCUGGAAUGGUGUCUACCGGGGAGGCAGUGGCACCGGUGGCUGGGAAGGCGGAGUGCGUGUGCCUGGCAUCUUCCGGUGGCCCACGGUGCUGGAGGCAGGACGAGUAGUCGAGGAGCCCACGAGCCUCAUGGAUCUGCUCCCCACGCUGAGUCACGUGGGCGGCGGGAUCCUUCCCCAGGACAGAGUGAUUGAUGGCCGGAACCUGAUGCCGCUGCUGGAGGGCCGCGUGCAGCGCUCGGACCACGAGUUCCUGUUUCACUACUGCGGCGUUUUCCUGCACAGUGUCCGGUGGCACCAGAGGGACUGCAACACAGUGUGGAAGGCCCAUUACAUCACCUCCAAAGGCUCUUCAGAGGGCUUGGAUGCCUGCCAUGGCAGUGGGGUGUGUGCGUGCUCGGGUGAUGUCACCCACCAUGACCCGCCACUGCUCUUUGACAUCUCACGAGAUCCCGCCGAGUCACGGCCGCUGAACUCAGAGAACGAGGUGCUGUUUGACACAGUGCUCAGCAGGAUGACAGCGGCAGUGAGGGAACACCGAGCCACCAUCACUCCUGUGCCCCACCAACUCUCUGCCUUCAAUGCACUCUGGAAGCCCUGGCUGCAGCCCUGCUGUGGCGCUGCCUUCCCGUUCUGUGGCUGCUCAAGGGAGGACGCUUGAGUGUGGUGCUCCCCAAGGGCUGGAUGCUCCCCAUGAGGUGCUACAUGAUGGCAGGGUGCUCCUCACAUGGUGCUCACAGAUGGCAGGGUGCUCCCCAUGAAUCUGUGCUCUCAACACAGUGCUCACUGACAACUAGGUGCUCCCCACACAGUGCUUGCCAAGAGGGACUGUCCUCACACGGUUCUCACUGACUGCAGGGGUGCUUGCCAGGCAGUGCUCCUUGUUUGUUGCACCAAUGAUGACCUGACUUCUCAUACAGUGCUCCCUCAGUGGAAGUGCUCCUUAAAGAGUGCUCUGUGGUGAUAUAUUGUGUACCCUAAUAUAUUAUGUACCCUAAUAAACUUAUCUGAGAAUCAGAGAAAAGAACAAGUCACUAGAUUAGACAUAGAGGCCAGACAGAGGUGGCACACACCGUUAAUCCUAUCACUGAGGGGCAGAGAUCCGUAUGGAUCUCUGUGAGUUCAAGGCCACACUGGGAACAGUCAGGUGUGGAGGCACGCCUUCAAUUCCAGCACUUGAGAUCUUGUGCCUUUGCUUGAAAGCACACAUGCCUUUGAUCCCAGGAAGUGACAUGGGUGAGUGGAGAACGGAAUAUAAGGUGUGAGGAGACAGGAACUAAGCAGCAGUUCAACUAAGACCCUCGGGUGAGGACUCAGAGGCUUUCAGUCUGAGGAUUCGUGGAAACAGGAUCAGCUGAGGAGUUGGUGAGGUGAGGUUGGCUGUGGCUUGUUCUAUUUCUCUGAUCUUUCAGCAUUCACCCCAAUAUCUGGCUCUGGGUUGUUUUAUUAAUAAGACCUUUUAAGACUCAUGUUACAGUACUCACUGACUUGCACUGAAAGGGAAAAAUCAUUCGGUGCAGGGAAGGCCAUGCACCCCAGGAACUCCCACAGCACGCGUGGCGUCGGGAUCACUUCAGCCUGGCGUGGGAUCGGCUUCUGGUCGCCUGAUGUCACCCUCAGAGGAGGAAGUCACAGCAGUGGUUUCGGGGCUCCUGUGGAUCCCGAGUUCACGGAUGUUUAGGCGCAGCAGGGCUGUGGACAGGAAGUCACGUUUGACAGCUGUGACUGGGGUCCAGGUCAUGAUGAACGGUCCCUGACCGUCUAACCAUGGCUCUCACCUCCACCAUGUCCCUGACCCUGUUCCUAAAACGCAGUCUUAACCUCCCUCCUCCACUUCCUACCACUGGUGCCUGCUUUCAUUUGGCUUAUGACUCUCAAAGCCAACAUUCCAUUUGCCUCGCCGUGGCAUCUCUUCUCCCCUUCAAGGCUGAGAUCUUUGAGGAGGUCUCUGAGGAGGAAGGGUUCGGGGCACUGUGCUUGUCCGGCAUCCGUCUGCUGUUGGCUUGGUCUUCCGGUUACACACAAGUCAGAUGUUUUCCUCCCUCACUGCCUCGGCAAGUUUUAUGAACAAAGAUUAAAUGAGACAAGGAAACUGAAAUGCACAGGCAGAAGUGUGAGCCUUUGUACUUGUGGUUGAGAUGAGCUCUCAACUUCAUGUUCCUACUACCAAGCCUGCAGAUUGCUGACUUCCUACCAGCCAUGAUGGACUUAUCCCUCUGGAACAGUAAACCC